Messenger RNA from Amphimedon queenslandica, 615 nucleotides. RefSeq lists its product as uncharacterized. The coding region runs from base 1 to 615 and encodes 204 amino acids. Gene Ontology annotation, molecular function: protein heterodimerization activity; transcription coactivator activity; RNA polymerase II general transcription initiation factor activity. The transcript has 5 exons. The record is from RefSeq and is a predicted model, not a curated record. Lineage: Eukaryota; Metazoa; Porifera; Demospongiae; Haplosclerida; Niphatidae. Gene Ontology annotation, cellular component: transcription factor TFIID complex; SAGA complex. Gene Ontology annotation, biological process: DNA-templated transcription initiation; RNA polymerase II preinitiation complex assembly.
AUGGCCGAGGAGAGACAUCUCUACACUGUACUCUCUAACUUGAAAUCUAGUCGAGAGGAAACCAAGGGAGCACUUCAAGCCACCACAGUAUCACUUAUCCAUGAUCACAAUAAAGGAAGAAUCACAGACAUACUCCAGUCAGGUCUCCUCCAUUCACUCGUUGGUCUCAUUCGUUGCACUACUGAUGCUGAUAUCCUGUAUAUAGCCCUUCAACUGCUCUCAGUAUUGACUCAUGGUUCUGAUGAGAUGAGACUGGAAAUAGCUAGAAUGAAGAUAGUAUCUGUACUGCUACCAUUACUGACACCACCACAGGAAAAGGUACAGUACAAUGUACAUUACCUUCUAGGAUGGCAUGCAGUGAGGGGAGCCAGAGCAUCCAAGAUGAAAGUCUGGAGAUACAUUGUUAAUGUAUUGGAAGAUGCCAAGUUAUAUUCCGAAUACGCUAACAAGACUGAGAUUGAUGAGAGUGACGUUAGACUAGCAAUACAGAACAGACUAGACCACUCCUUCACUGCCCCGCCCCCUAGAGAGUUGCUUGUCAGAAGAAUGCGACGCCACUCCCAGUUAUUCUGGAGAAGUUCGGGCCACGUCUUCCCCCAGAGCGAUAUUGUUUGA